Messenger RNA from Trichomonas vaginalis G3, 1476 nucleotides. RefSeq names its product ankyrin repeat protein family. Lineage: Eukaryota; Parabasalia; Trichomonadida; Trichomonadidae. The transcript has a single exon. The coding region runs from base 1 to 1476 and encodes 491 amino acids. Gene Ontology annotation, molecular function: protein binding. The record is from RefSeq and is a predicted model, not a curated record.
AUGGAUCUGAAUUUCGAAUACAUUGCUGCUCAUAUCAGCGAUUAUAUUAAUAAUGAAAACUUCUUCGAUACAUUUGAUAUGAGGGAUAUCAAAAUAAUCAUGAAAAAUUCACAUUUGACAGCUGAUCAGUACGUUACUCUUCUUAAACAAUCUUCAUCAACUCUCAAUUCCAAAGAAUUAUAUAUCUGUACAAGGAAGGCAAACGUUCGUGUCCAAAAUCUCGAAGAAGUUGUUUCAAUUCUUAACUCUGUGAAAAGAUACAUGAAAUUCAAUAUAUUUGAUGGUAUUACAGAUUUUUUAAAACAGAAUGAGAAAGUUAUAAACGAUUCUACGAACGAAAGAGAAACAUUUCAAGAUAAAUCCAAAGCGUUUCAAAAAGAAAAUGAAAAUGCAACCAAAGAUACUACUGUCAAUGUAACUAAUGAAAAUUACAAUCAAUCACGCGAUAUUUUAACUAAAAUCACAGAACUUAAGGAAUCUAGUGAUUUUGAAACAGUUUACAAAUUCCUUGAUGAACUUUCUUCGACAGGAAACCACGAAAUGAUUUCAAAAUCAGUCGAAGAAGGACUUUGGAAAAAGAUUGCUCCUAAAAUAUAUGAAUAUGAUGAUCGUGAGAGAAAUGUUCUUCAUUUUGCAAGUGAAAACGGAAAUCUCAGACUUGUUCAAUCACUCAUCGAAUGUGGUUGUGACAAAGAAUCAAAGAAUAAUGAUGGAAAUACUCCACUCAUUUGGGCAUCAAGAGAAGGUCAUCUUGAAGUUGUUCAAUAUCUUAUCUCUGUUGGAGCAGAUAAAGAAGCAAAGGAUAAUAUUUGUGGAUCUACUCCACUCAUUUCUGCAUCAGUAUAUGGUCAUCUUGAAGUUGUUGAAUAUCUUAUCUCUGUUGGAGCUGAUAAAGAAGCAAAGAAUAAAGAUGGAUGUACUCCACUCAUUUGGGCAUCAUAUCAUGGUCAUCUUGAAGUUGUUAAAUAUCUUAUCUCUGUUGGAGCUGAUAAAGAAGCAAAGGAUAAUACUGGAUCUACUCCACUCAUUUGGGCAUCAUAUCAUGGUCAUCUUCAAAUUGUUAAAUAUCUUAUCUCUGUUGGAGCUGAUAAAGAAGCAAAGAAUAAAAAUGGAUGUACUCCACUCAUUAAAGCAUCAGAUAAUGGUCAUCUUGAAGUUGUUAAAUAUCUUAUCUCUGUUGGAGCUAAUAAAGAAGCAAAGAAUAGUCUUGGAUGUACUCCACUCAUUUUAGCAUCACAAUAUGGUCAUCUUGAAGUUGUUAAAUAUCUUAUCUCUGUUGGAGCUGAUAAAGAAGCAAAGAAUAAAUAUGGAUACACUCCACUCAUUUAUGCAUCAGAAAAAGGUCAUCUUGAAGUUGUUAAAUAUCUUAUCUCUGUUGGAGCUGAUAAAGAAGCAAAGAAUAAUAAUGGAAAGACUGCUCUUAAUCUUGCAAAAAGUUCUGUGAAAAAAAUUUUUUUGGAAGACAAAACAGAAUAG